AUGUCGCCAGAAGCAGAAAAUGAUCUACAAAACGCCAACAAUCAGACUGUGGGUGAUAAUGGUGCAGCGAAACCAAACACUACAUCGGUUGUACCUGCUAUUCUUACAAGUAAUUUAACAAAACUUGUGAAUACAACUUCUCAAGUCUUGACUACUACACCUGCACCAGUAAUUCCACCUGCACCUGCAAACAAUAAUGGAGGGAAUGGAGGUGGUGGAGGGGAAGAGCCGAAAUCAAAUAACACCAGCAUCAUCAUAAUUGCCGGUGCUGCAGUGCUCCUUGUAAUUGUUAUUGCUGUGAUAAUUCUUGGCUUCGUCAUACAACGAAAAAAACAUGAACAAAAACUACGAUUAGCUGAAGAAAUUGAAAAAGAAGAGAACGUAAGGAAAAAGAAAAAGAAGCAAAAGAAGAAGAAAAAGAAGAAAGAAAGUGGAAGUAAGAGUGCAAGCGGUAAUCCAAGUGAUGAAUCAAAAGAAGGAGCAGGAGGAGGAGCAGGAGGAGGAGGAGGAGGAGGAGGAGGAGCUGCUGAAGGAGGAGCUGAAGGAGGAGCUGAAGGUGGAAAAAAUGUUGCUGCGGAUAGAGCGGGAGGUGGAAAAACGGAGGGGGACCAAGCAGAAGGGAUGGUAGACUCACAGAAGAGUGAACGAGAAAUGUGCGACUCGUUAUGA
Necator americanus (New World hookworm) is the source of this 669-nucleotide messenger RNA. RefSeq lists its product as uncharacterized. The transcript is spliced from 6 exons. The coding region runs from base 1 to 669 and encodes 222 amino acids. The record is from RefSeq and is a predicted model, not a curated record. Lineage: Eukaryota; Metazoa; Nematoda; Chromadorea; Rhabditida; Ancylostomatidae.